Molecule: messenger RNA, 2862 nt
Organism: Gryllus bimaculatus (two-spotted cricket)
Lineage: Eukaryota; Metazoa; Arthropoda; Insecta; Orthoptera; Gryllidae
Source: the annotation of a GenBank genome assembly
AAAUGCUGGCGAACGAAGUUGGCUCUCUCUCUUAUGGGUAUUCUUUGUGAUGUUGUUAUCUUUGCUCGAAACCUGCUCGAAUCUGUCAUCUGGUCAUCUGUGUUAGGGUAGUUAUAGAAGGUGUAGUAUUUAAGGCAAUAUAAUUCAAAACAGUGAUGAAAGUAAGGAAGAAGGCCUGAAAUAGAUGGUUGCUGAAUGGGGAAAUGUCACUGUGUAUACUGGACGCGGGCACUUCUAAUUUGUGGCUCGGCGUUGAACGAGUAUGAAUGUACAGUAUGUCAAAGGCCUUGUAAAUUGAAUCACGUGCCUCAUUUGCUGUCAAAAUGGAGGAAGUGGAUAAUAUUAUAAUUCACUCGUUACGGAAAAUUGGCUGUGAUAUUGAAGAUGAAAUAGAUAGCUUGAAGUUAUUUUCUCCUGAACUAGUAGUUCAAGCUGCUGUAAAAUGUUUGGACAUUAUCCAACCCCAAUUAGGAUUGCCACAUUCAUUACCGCCUUCAAUGUCGGCAAGAUUUCGACUUGGUGCAAGUCUUGCUCAAGCUUGUGUGGAUUUAGGAUACCCUGGAGAGAUGGGAUAUCAAACUUUCUUAUACUCAAAUGAAGCAGAUGUACGCAGGGUUUUUAUGUUCCUAAUAGAGAAAUUGCCAAAAGAAGCUGAAAAAAGUAUAAUUGAGCCUGCAGGUAGAACAGAAAUUUUGUUAAAACAAAUCGGUGAAGUGUUGAGAAAACAGUUGCAAUCUCCUUGGUUGCCUAGUUACUGUUGGCGAAGAGGAGUUAGGUGGAGAGAAGAUGGAUCAUGGAGUAGAGAGGGAUGUGGUCACCACCAGCCGUUUUCAUCUUGUGAUUUAAACAUUCCGAAGACUGUUAAUUUAAAAAAUGAUGUCUCGCAAGCGUGGUGUGAGUAUUACGUUCGCUAUUUGCCAUUGGUGACGGAACAAGUAGCAAAUAGAAGACAGCUUGUGCCAUCUUUGAUUAAUUUUAAUGAGAAAUCUAUUGCUCUGAAAGAAAGAUUGUCAUUGUCCGUGCCAAGUGAAAGUAUUUGUAUAAAAAUACCUCAGCGGUUGUUGACAUGUUUAGUACAAGAUGUGGAGAAAUCUUCUCAGUUGGAUUUUAGUCGACAGUUAAUGUACGUGAAUGACUCGGGAGAGAAAUCAAAACUCAACCAAUCUGCUUUAAGUGACAAAUUUCAGAACUCACAGGUUACCACAGCAGUUCAGAAUUUGGAUGAUAUUCGCACUGAUCCAACUUCUGUUGCGCUUAUGAAACAAAAGCAGGAGGAAGAACAAUUGGAGAAAACUCGAGAAGAAGUUGAAAAUUUUGUUGAAGUAACAAAGGAAACUCUUCUCAGUGUCAAGAAACUUUCAGCAAAAUUAGCUCAGCUUAAUGAAGAUCUGCCUGGAGAAGAGAAGGCUUUAAAAGAACUGGAAGAACGGUAUGCUGUGAAAAAACGAACGUAUGAUUUAUUACCUGAUGCUGAAGCUAAUCUUAGUAAACUACAAUCCAUGGUAGAGUCGAGUGCACAAAAACUAGUUAGUUUGGCAGCACAGUGGGAGAAACAUAGAGCUCCUCUUUUGGAGCAAUACAGAGGAGCUAAAGAGCGAAAUUCCAACAAAGCUUCAGAAAGUCAGAAACAAGCUGAUGCUGUACGUGCCUUGAAAGAAAAAGCGCGAGAAUUAAGUGAUGAAAUAAGAUGUAAAGAACAAUUGCAUUCUCAGUUAGUUGCAGAAUAUGAGUCAAUAUCUAAGGAUACCAAAAGAUCUGCAUAUACUCGUCGAAUAAUGGAAAUUAUUGGAAAUAUUCGGAAGCAGAAGGAAGAAAUAGAUAAAGUUAUAAAUGAUACCAGAGAGUUGCAGAAAGAAAUCAAUAAUUUAACUGGAAGAUUAGAUCGCUCUUUUACUGAUGCAGAUGAACGUAUUUUUAGAGAUGCCAAGAAGGAUGAAGUAGCACGCCGAGCUUACAAGCUUUUAGCAACCUUGCACUCAGAUUGUAGUGAAUUAGUGCAAAUGGUGGAAGAAACAGGGGCCACUGUUAGAGAAAUCCGUGAUUUGGAAGAACAGAUUGAGAUUGAAAGCGCAAAGAAUGUUGGAGCUAACUUAGAGCGUGUGUCUGCUGAUUUAAAACAAAUGAAACAAGAAAAUGCUGCAUUAACUGCACAAUUGAAGUCCAAGUUGCAAAGCAACAAUGUAAAAACUGUGUGAUUAUUGAUAUGUUAUGAAUAUCUGAAGUAUUUAAAUGUUCGCUACAGCUCUGCAUAAAUAUAGAGGACUGUUUAUAAUGAUCAGAAUAAGCUUUUCAUACAAUUUGAAGAAAUAUUGCUGUAAAUAUAACACAUAGUUUAACUGGUAGUUUUAUAUAAUGAAAAUGAUUGUUGAAAUGUGUUGUGUGCAUGUCUCUGUAAGUUUCCAAAGAAAGGGAAGAAGCAAAUUUUGUGUAAUUUUUUUAUGUAUUGACAUGGAAUUUUUCUAUGUACAUAUCAAGCAUGAUUUCUAUGAAUGAUGGUUUUUAUGACUGAUUAUACAUGAUAAUUAAUAUACAGAUUCAAUGUUGUGUAUUCUUGCAUUGAUGUACAUGAUGAAUACAGUAUUUAUAGUAGUAUGUUAUUCAGUUUUGUUUUUACUAAUUAGCUCACAAGAACACCAAAUGACAACUCAUUUUGUACACAACUGUUAAAUAUUAGUUCUAUCAUUUUCUAGGUGAGGGCUAUAGCAUAAUUAAAUUACCCUUUUUUGACUGAAUAUUCACCUAUAUUUGUCAAAGUACAUAUCAGAUGUUUAAAGUAAAAAUGGUAGGUCUAGUUUCAAAAAUAUAAAUUAAGAGAAAAUUGCAUGUAACAAUAUUGCAAACCAACUGUGCGACUUUCUAAUA